This is a messenger RNA of Staurois parvus, 720 nucleotides long. The record is from the annotation of a GenBank genome assembly. NCBI's taxonomy places the organism in Eukaryota, Metazoa, Chordata, Amphibia, Anura, Ranidae.
AUGAUCCUUAUGACUUAUACUAUGAUUCUAGUUGGAAACCUCACCAUCUUUAGUGUCAUCAAGAUUGACAUUCAUCUUCAAACACCUAUGUACUUUUUUCUCAGUUACUUAUCCAUAUUAGAUGUCUGUUACUCUUCUGUUACCCUCCCGGCUAUGUUGAUUAAUGCCAUAACAGGCAAUACAAGAGUGUCCUUCAACCUUUGCUUUACUCAGCUCUAUUUUUUUGUUUCUCUUGGUGGGUCUGAAUGUCUUCUUCUGGCUGCAAUGGCUUACGACCGAUAUGUGGCAAUAUGCGACCCUCUUUGCUACCCCGUAGUCAUGAACAAGACAUUCUGUUCCUAUUUGGUUGUAGGAUCUUGGUUUUUUGGAUUCUUGAACUCUGUUCUUCACACGGCUUUGACAUCCAAGCUGACUUUUUGUAGGAAUCGGCAUGUAAACCACUUUUUUUGUGAUGUUCCACCAAUGUUGAAUGCUUCUUGUGCGGAUACUCACACCAGCCAAACGUUACUCUACAUAGUCAGUGUUUUUCUCGGCAUGAGUCCUUUUGUGUUCGUCAUUGCCUCCUAUAUUCAGAUCAUUUCAACCAUUUUGAAAAUCCACUCAGCUGCGGGCAGAAAAAAAGGCCUUCUCCACUUGCUCCUCCCACCUCAUUGUAGUUACAGUAUUCUACAUGACUGCCAACUUCAACUACAUUGGUCCAAAGCCUGGGGAAUCCUUUGA